Scatophagus argus is the source of this 3019-nucleotide messenger RNA. It is a transcript of the gene ppp2r2ab, whose product is annotated as protein phosphatase 2, regulatory subunit B, alpha b. Bases 288 to 1625 code for a protein of 445 amino acids. The record is from RefSeq and is a predicted model, not a curated record. Gene Ontology annotation, biological process: peptidyl-serine dephosphorylation. Gene Ontology annotation, molecular function: protein binding; protein phosphatase regulator activity. Gene Ontology annotation, cellular component: protein phosphatase type 2A complex; cytosol. The transcript has 10 exons. NCBI's taxonomy places the organism in Eukaryota, Metazoa, Chordata, Actinopteri, Scatophagidae.
AAGAGACUGUCGAGGGGUGGGGAAGAAGUGACUUGUGGGAUGCGGCAAGAGAGACAGAGGGGUAGGGUGACUGACACUUGUAGUGAAACAACGAGAGGAGCGGGAAAGAAAGGAGGAGAGCAAUAAAAUAAGCAGCGUUAGGAUUAAUUUAGCGCCUGACAUCCAGGUUUGCGCAGACAGGCAGCGGAGAUUCAGUGGAAGAAAAAGUUCAGAUCCCACAGACCAGAGCGUGGGAGUGGGAAGCAGGAUCGUGACUGACUGAGGCAAGCUCCACUGUUUGUCUCGGCAUGGCAGGACCUGGAGGUGACAUGCAGUGGUGCUUCUCUCAGGUGAAAGGUGCCAUUGAUGAUGAUGUAGCUGAAGCGGACAUCAUAUCCACAGUUGAGUUUAAUCACACAGGGGAGCUGCUGGCCACUGGAGACAAGGGUGGACGUGUAGUCAUUUUCCAGCAGGAAAUAGAGAAUAAGAGUCAGCCCCAGUUCCGGAGUGAAUACAAUGUUUACAGCACUUUCCAGAGCCAUGAGCCCGAGUUUGACUACUUGAAGAGUUUGGAAAUCGAAGAAAAGAUCAACAAAAUUCGCUGGCUUCCCCAGAAGAAUGCUGCCCAGUUCCUGUUGUCAACUAAUGAUAAAACAAUCAAGUUGUGGAAAAUCAGUGAACGAGACAAGAGACCAGAAGGCUAUAAUCUCAAAGAAGAGGAUGGGCGCUACAAAGACCCCAACACUAUCACAUCACUGCGGGUACCAGUUUUGAUACCCAUGGACCUCAUGGUGGAAGCCAGUCCACGGAGGGUGUUCGCCAACGCUCACACCUAUCAUAUCAACUCUAUCUCAGUCAACAGUGACAAUGAGACCUACCUGUCUGCAGACGACCUUCGCAUCAACCUCUGGCACCUUGAAAUCACUGACCGCAGUUUCAAUAUUGUUGACAUUAAACCAGCCAACAUGGAGGAGCUAACAGAGGUGAUCACAGCAGCAGAGUUCCAUCCUCAUCAGUGUAACACUUUUGUCUACAGCAGCAGCAAAGGAACCAUCCGUCUGUGUGACAUGAGGAUGUCGGCGUUGUGCGACAAGCACUCCAAAUUGUUUGAGGAGCCAGAAGAUCCCAGUAAUCGCUCCUUUUUCUCUGAGAUCAUAUCCUCAAUCUCGGACGUUAAGUUUAGCCACAAUGGACGCUACAUGAUGACCAGAGACUACUUGUCUGUGAAGAUUUGGGAUUUGAACAUGGAGAACAGGCCGGUGGAAACCUAUCAGGUCCAUGAGUAUCUGAGGAGCAAGCUGUGCUCGCUUUAUGAGAAUGACUGCAUCUUUGACAAGUUUGAAUGCUGCUGGAAUGGCAAUGACAGUGUGGUGAUGACCGGUUCGUACAACAACUUCUUCCGGAUGUUUGACCGUGGCCAAAGGCGGGAUGUUACUUUGGAGGCGUCCCGAGAAAACAGCAAGCCCAUGCAGGUCCUAAAGCCCCGCAAAGUGUGCGCAGGUGGCAAACGCAAGAAGGAUGAAAUCAGCGUGGACAGUUUGGACUUCAACAAGAAGAUCCUUCAUACUGCAUGGCAUCCCCAGGACAACAUCAUCGCAGUGGCGACGACCAACAACCUCUACAUAUUCCAGGAUAAAAUGAACUAACUACAAGUUGAGCUUAUCAGGGGUCUGGCGUGGGGCGUGGUGGUGGGGGGGGACUUCAUGUGUCCCACCUGCAGCGUCGUAGCCUCAUCCAGGGUGAUCUGUGGUAACGCCGACAACCAGCAUCCCCGUCCGUCGCUACUUGGUGACCAGUCUUUGCCACUUUGUUCUAGAUGUGGACAGAGGAAGCCUCGCUCUUGCCCAUCAUCGGCCUGUCUGUGGCAGAGUAACACCCGCCUUGUUGUUUAAGUGAUGUCGUGCCAAUUUCUUUUUUUUCCUCCCCCCCUUUUGGUAUGUUUUUUUUGUUUGUUUGGUUUUUUUUGCCAGCCCACCUGCCAUUUUCUUCCUCUGGGUUAACUUGGGUAAACCAGUUUAGCUUCCUUAAAGUCCCAAAUACAGACACACUUAUUUUUAUAACUUUUCCCCAAUGGCUCUGUGGUAGAAAAUGAAAAAACACUUAAAUUAGUGUAUGUCCCCUUAUUUUCCUGUGCCAUUCUAGUGUUUAUUUUUCUAAGAAAAACAGUUUUUGUGUAUACACCUUUUAUUAAUUCAUCUGUUAUACUGUCAUCGUGAGGCUCUUCACAUCUCUCCCCUCUUUCAUUAAGCCAAGCUUACUCAACAGUCACAUAGGUAUGCUUACAGAUUUCUUCACACACUUGCUGCUCAUACUGGACAGCAACACGUCAGCGGUUGUCUCCAGGAGUUUUAGUGUGUUUUCCAAAUUGAAAGUCUGGCACAGUGAGGAGUUCUCUUGCUGACUCUCUCCAUGCCUCAGGCUCUGGGUGGCCAAAUAAGUCCAGAAUUGAGAUGAGAUCUUUUUGUUUUGAUUGGCUCUGUGUCUUCAUCUUCUCUGCAUUGGUUCCUCUUCCCUCCUUUUGUUUGUGUUCAGCAAUAGCCGGGUAUAAGAGAUAGCCUAUUCAAAGAUAAUUAUUAUGAUUGUCAUAUUUAUAUUAAAAAAAGUUAAAAUGUCACCAGAUUUGUUCCGUCCUAUUUUGUGAAAUGAAGCUGGACCGUACACAUCUUUUUGAGUGAUCUUAGGUAUUGUCUUCCCAUGGUGUACCACAGCUCUGAAGCUGUACUUCACAACAGGGAAAACCUUUUGAUUUGACACUGGACUCUUAUUGCACCAACUAAAGUACUUGGAUGUGUUAUAAGACUGGUUUAAAAACAUUAUUUGAGGCAUUAAGUCACUUAAAAGUGUUUGUUUAAACUACUGCAGACAUUAUUACUGCUACUGUAUGUGAUGGUACAAUAAGCUGCACAAGGAUUUGCAGCAGUUGAUGUUUCCACACCGUAUUUAAAAAGUGGUCAGUUCAGACUAUAUUGAUGCCUCUAGUAAUGUAUAACUACAGUUUUAAUCUAUGACAGUGAAGAUAAUAAAGGAACUACUUUUUGCA